This is a messenger RNA of Epithele typhae, 720 nucleotides long. RefSeq names its product Nitroreductase. The record is from RefSeq and is a predicted model, not a curated record. The transcript is spliced from 3 exons. Gene Ontology annotation, biological process: cellular response to oxidative stress. The coding region runs from base 1 to 720 and encodes 239 amino acids. NCBI's taxonomy places the organism in Eukaryota, Fungi, Basidiomycota, Agaricomycetes, Polyporales, Epitheliaceae.
AUGGGCGCCGUAGUUGUCCUCCUGCUCGCCUUCCUCUUCAACACCGAACCGUUCCAGCAGGCCUUCAACACCGCCCAAACCUCCGCCUCCUCAGAUGUCUCUUCGACUGGAACAUCCGAUGCGUUCCUCGCCGCCGUCAAAACACGCCGGUCGAUCUACACUAUCACCUCGGAAUCGCCCAUCCCUGACGACAAGGUCGUGCAGAUCGUCGCCGACGCCGUCAAACACGUCCCGUCCUCCUUCAACGCGCAGUCGUCCCGCGCCGUCGUGCUCUUCGGCGACGCCCACCAGAAGCUGUGGCAGAUCGUCCUCCAUACGCUCAAGCCCAAAGUCUCCCCCGAGCAGUACGAGAUGACCGAAGCCAAGGUCACGAGCAGCUUCGCCGCCGGCCACGGCACCGUCCUGUUCUUCGAGGACUCCGCCCCGGUCACCGCGCUCCAGACCGCGUACCCGUCCUACGCCGACAAGUUCCCCGGCUGGGCGCAGCACACUAGUGGCAUGCUCCAGUUCAUUGUUUGGACCGCGCUCGAAAACGAGGGCCUCGGCGCGUCGCUGCAACACUACGCACCGCUCAUCACCCCUCAGGUCCUCGCCGCCUGGGGUCUGCCCGACACGUGGGAGCUCGUCGCACAGAUGCCGUUCGGGACGCCAUCCGCACCACCGGGCGAGAAGACAUUUUCGCCCGUCGAGGACCGGAUCAAUGUUUUCGGUGUAUCGUAG